AUGUCGUGGGAAUCAAUUGCUGCCACAAAGCGCCAAGCGCUGAAGGAUUCCAUCCCAGCCGAAUGGUUAAUCCCUGCUGCUAUUUUCCCAGCCGAAGAUCAGUUGGAUGUGACAACCUUUCCUCAGGAAUCUGGAUUCUUCACCGAACAAGAAUUGGCAAUCAUCUCGUCUCCGGCCCCAACUAUUCUUUCUCAGAUAACUUCGGGGUCAUGGACUUCGGAGAAAGUGACCAAGGCGUUCUGUAAGACUGCAGCUGUAGCUCAGCAAUUGACAAACUGCCUGUCGGAAAUAUUUUUUGACAGAGCCAUUUCGCAGGCUAAGGAACUCGACAACUACUUCCAAAACACAGGCAAGACAAAAGGUCCGUUGCAUGGAUUGCCUAUAUCCCUCAAGGAUAACAUCAACGUUAUUGGCUAUGAUUCAACCAUUGGGUUCACAUCUCUGGUCAACCAACCCGCCACCAAGAACAGCACAAUCGUGGACUAUCUCCUUGAGACUGGCGCUGUGAUCUACUGCAAGACCAAUGUACCAACUGCCAUGAUGAUCUCGGAGACAGUGAACAAUCUUUUCGGCCGCACAGUCAAUCCGCUGAAUCGAAAUCUUACCACGGGAGGAUCAAGUGGUGGAGAAGCCGCCUUGGUUGCAUUUGGUGGUAGCCGGAUUGGCGUGGGGAGUGAUAUAGGCGGCUCUCUUCGCAUGCCCGCUGCGUGCACAGGCAUCUUCACUAUCCGCCCCUCUGCCGGCCGCUUCCCCAAUUUUCAGUCGCGAGCCUGUCUAGAAGGACAGGAAACUAUCAACGGUGUUAUCGGUCCGAUAGCGAAAAGUCUAGAAGAACUCGAUCUCUGGGCAAGCGUGAUUGUCGGCCAAAAACCCUGGAUUCGCGACCCAAAGUGCCUUCCCAUCCCCUGGCGAUCCGUGGAGACGAAAAAGCGGCUCAAAAUUGCAGUCCUCUGGGACGAUGGAGUUGUGACCCCAACUCCUCCUGUUGCUCGUGCCCUCAAAGAAACUGUCGAGAGAUUAGAGACAGCGGGUCACGAAAUCAUCACAUGGGCAUCAAUCGGGCAUAUGGAAAUGCUCGUCCUGCUUGGAGGCUUAUUCCUCGCAGAUGGGGGGAAGUCUGUUCGGAAACUUCUCGAGCCAACAGGUGAGCCUUUCCGCCCGGAAAUGAAGCCCUAUGAGAAGGCAAGUGAACUUGGCGUGUACGAUCUAUGGCAGAUGCACGUUCAGCGCAAUACGAUCUGCAAAUCUUACUUGGACCGAUGGAAUGAGACGGAGAUUGAUGCAAUUUUAUGCCCGACGACUCCAUUCAGUAGUGCCGAGCACGACAAAUUCACCUACGCUGGGUAUACCGCUGUCUUCAAUCUGCUUGAUUACCCGGCUGUCUCCUUCCCUUGCGGUAUCAAAUCUGAUAAAGCUGUUGAUACGGCAUAUGUCAAUCACCAGGCAUUGAGUGACUUGGAUGCGCAGAUUCAGAACAACUACUCUGCAGAUUCUGUGCAUGGAAUGCCAGUUGGUCUGCAACUGGUUGGUCGCAAGCUCAAUGAGGAAAGUCUGUUAUCUAUGACCGAUGUCAUACUCAGGUCUAUCACUUUGUGA
Messenger RNA from Penicillium nucicola, 1596 nucleotides. Its product is annotated as amidase. The transcript has 5 exons. The coding region runs from base 1 to 1596 and encodes 531 amino acids. NCBI's taxonomy places the organism in Eukaryota, Fungi, Ascomycota, Eurotiomycetes, Eurotiales, Aspergillaceae. The record is from RefSeq and is a predicted model, not a curated record.